AUGAAGUUUGUGUCAUUUUCUCUGCUCCUAACAUUACUGUACUGUACAAUAUUGGGUAGCUGUACUUCCACUUCAACCGUCUUCAGCAAUAAUGUUGAAGGUGAAAGUUUCUCGUUAGAUGAUAUUCUAAAAUAUGUGGAAGAGCUCGCAAAGCAACUGGAAGAAUCGAUAAAGGAUAUGAUCAAGGACAUUGAAGAGUGUUUCCCUCUGGAUGCUCAAUCUCGCAGAAAGAUUGCUUCAUCUACUCAAGAAGUUCUGUUCCGCUCUGGAGGAAUUCAUUCACGUUCCAGCAAAAGUUCGAGCAGCGAAUCCUCGUCGCUGGAAUUCAACUUGUGGGAUGCACUCAAGGAACUGAUGAUGGAAGCAUUUGAAACCGUACGAGAUAUCAUUAAGAGAAUUCUCGGCAUUGAAGGAGCUGCACGUUUAUUUCACGUGAUGAACAUGCACGAUGGUUUUGAUCAACAGGUCAUGGACGAAAAGGUGGAACGACUCAUAGUCUAUGCGAUGGAACUGUUGAAAAACAGUGCUGAGUCGGAUGCAGCUGUUCCGGAGCGCUUGGAAGAUUUACUUGUGCGCAUAAAAAAGUCCUUCAAUAUUUUCGGUUGCCUGUUACGGCAGAUUGAUAUUGAUCGAUCACCAUAG
This is a messenger RNA of Aedes albopictus (Asian tiger mosquito), 642 nucleotides long. RefSeq lists its product as uncharacterized. The coding region runs from base 1 to 642 and encodes 213 amino acids. The record is from RefSeq and is a predicted model, not a curated record. The transcript has 2 exons. Lineage: Eukaryota; Metazoa; Arthropoda; Insecta; Diptera; Culicidae.